UGACAAUUGACAUUGACAAAUAAACAUAACCUCAAUAAUGUGUAACCGCAUAUUUAAAUAAUAAUAUGAAAAUGGUUUUUCAGUAUGUCCUACCCUAGUGUAAUUUCGAAAUUGCAAUGGACGACACGUUAUUUGAAUUUUUACAUUCCGAAGUAGUAAAUUAUGUGGUCGACAGUAACAUUUCCAAUAAGGAUAAAGAAGAAGAUUUAUCCAACUUAGAAUACAUCGGAUUCUCAGUUGGCUACAAAAUCAUCGAAAGAUUAACAAGAGAGAUGCCUCGUUUCAAGGAUGAAUUGGACACAAUGAAGUUUAUAUGUACCGAUUUUUGGUCUGCCAUUUAUAAAAGGCAAAUUGACAAUCUACGCACAAAUCAUCAUGGCGUGUACGUGUUGCAGGAUAAUGAAUUUAAGUUUUUAACCAGAAUGUCUAAGGGGAAACAGUAUCUAGAAUUAGCACCUCGAUAUGUGGCAUUUACGUGCGGUGUUAUCAGGGGCACCUUAGCUAAUUUGGGCAUUAACUGUUUAGUUACUGCCGAAGUGCAAACUAUGCCAGGCUGUAAAUUUCACAUACAGGUGCACCGAACAUGAAUAUUGAUUUUAUUUUAAGUUGGUUGUAAGCAUCAUUGUGUAACGAGCUAAUAUAUAAUAUCUAAUAAGUAUUAAAUACUAUGGUAAAAUAA
This is a messenger RNA of Photinus pyralis (common eastern firefly), 679 nucleotides long. It is a transcript of the gene Trs33, whose product is annotated as trafficking protein particle complex subunit 6b. Lineage: Eukaryota; Metazoa; Arthropoda; Insecta; Coleoptera; Lampyridae. The record is from RefSeq and is a predicted model, not a curated record. The transcript is spliced from 3 exons. Gene Ontology annotation, biological process: endoplasmic reticulum to Golgi vesicle-mediated transport; regulation of GTPase activity. Bases 117 to 587 code for a protein of 156 amino acids. Gene Ontology annotation, cellular component: TRAPP complex; trans-Golgi network; cis-Golgi network.